AUGACGAGUCGUUCCGAACAAAGGCCCCCUCGAACCACUUGGUUCUAUGUCUUGCCCAAUGCUGUUCACAAGGAGACCUUUGUGAACCUGGCUAAUACUGGUCAUUCCCAGGUGCCGUGCCCCAGAACCUACGAGGGAUGCCACCUGCAUUCGGAGGCCAGCAACAACCUCAACAACCAGGUAGGGGGGUACCGAAUCGAUUACCAAAUGGGAAUAAAGGCUGAUAUUGCGUCUGGUCGCAAAGCAAACAACAGUGCUGGAUGGGCGUUUGGGAGCAACGUGCCAAUGGGUAGUGGUGCAGGUCUGCCAAACUCGAACAGACAACUGGGAGGAGGGAAUCUCAGCUUUGCUCAGAGCCUGAGUGGCUCGCAGCCGGCAACACCGCUUGACCUAACACACCGCACGAUGGUGGGCCCGACAUACGAGAUGGGAGACUCGUCGAUCAGCGACCCGAUGGCGUCAAAGCUGAAGCCGAAGAAGCCAAAGCUUGUCCACAAGAUCCAUCUCCAGUCAAGCGGCCCGGCGACGACGAUGGAUGCUACCAGCCGUCCGCCUUUCUCGUCCGUCGUCAAGGGAGACACAAACCUGCAAGCAGACGAGGAUACGGGAUUACCUCUGGAUACGCCUUCAGACACCCCCUCGGCUCUACUGCGACCUGGCCUGCCUUAUGCCUCCGCUCUGAGACGUAGCGAAUUUCCGGCACUGUCUAAUAACUCACAGCUUCCGAGUACGAACUCAUCUUCUCUGUGGUCAACUGGAGGGUCAAGAAACACGGGAGGCACGAUGCAGAGGAACCAGCCCCCGUCCCAACAGGGCCAACAAGAAGAUUUCUUCUCUUCUUCAUCGUCACGCCUCGGCUCGAAUCAGGGUGGUUUCCGCUUCGGUAACCAAAACAGCGUGCCUCAGCCCUCUCAACCUCAGCCCAACAGCAUCGACGAGUUCCCUCCCUUGAACAACAAUCCCAGAAACGGCAAUGGCGAGAUCGGCCAGGAGCGUGGAUCUUCGCUAAUGUCGACUUUGGGUUUCGGUGCUCAAGGCAGCGCCACACCUGGCUCCCUGCAACCCACUCGAUCUGGCAAUGGCCUGCUGAAUGCGUUGUCUGCCAACACGCGUUCAACAGAUGGUCACUCUCCAGAUACGCCCGCGGCCCCUGGCCUUCCGCGACCUCAAGAGCUAAGAAGCGCUGGUGGUCACGACGAGGCUCGUCAAAAACCACCCGGCUUCCGUGAGGGCAGCUUAGCUUCGCAAUCGUCCCCUCAAGAUCCGGCGCAAUUGUCCGAAGGUCGAAACCUGCUUGGUGAGAUUGGCGGCAUGAGCACCGACACCCCUUCAGGCAGAACGAAAGAUGAUCAGGAUACACAAUCUCCGUCGGUUCAUGAUCCGCUGGCUGGCAUGGCGCCUAUCGACAGAUGGGGUCUCAAGGGUCUUCGUACUUUGAUGAACAACUACCCGGAUUACAACGCAGCCGUCACGGGUAUUGAUCCCACCACUCUGGGAUUAGACCUCGCGUCUCCCGCGCCCAUCUCAACGCAGAUCUACAACCUGUUCAACGACGCGCCUCCUCGGCCGACGAUCCCGGAUUUUCGGCUCCCGGAUUGUUACAGUGUCACCAACGUGCAGCCUCUGGAGAACAAGAUCAACAAUUUCAACGAGGAAACCCUGAUGUGGAUCUUCUACAGCAACCCUGGCGACUUGAAGCAACAUCUGGCCGCGCACGAACUGUACAACCGAGCGUGGCGGUGGCACAAGAAGCUGAAGCUUUGGCUGACCAAGGAUGAUACCAUGCAACCUCGGUUUAUGAGUGGUGCGGCUGAGGAAGGCUACUACAUCGUCUGGAACACCACCGAGUGGCGCAAGGACAGACGUCACUUCGUGCUGCAUUACGCGGACCUCGAGUCCAACAACACGGGCGCGGCGAUAGGAUGA
This is a messenger RNA of Anthostomella pinea, 1926 nucleotides long. The record is from the annotation of a GenBank genome assembly. NCBI's taxonomy places the organism in Eukaryota, Fungi, Ascomycota, Sordariomycetes, Xylariales, Xylariaceae.